Molecule: messenger RNA, 2382 nt
Organism: Helianthus annuus (common sunflower)
Lineage: Eukaryota; Viridiplantae; Streptophyta; Magnoliopsida; Asterales; Asteraceae
Exons: 1
Coding region: 1-2382 (793 amino acids)
Biological process (GO): DNA integration
Molecular function (GO): RNA-DNA hybrid ribonuclease activity; nucleic acid binding
Source: RefSeq, a predicted model, not a curated record
AUGUCCAAGGAAGAGGAAGAAAAAACAGCGUUUCAUACCAAUGUGGGCAUCUUUUGUUACACCAAAAUGCCUUUUGGGUUACGAAACGCAGGAGCUACAUAUCAGAGGCUCAUGGACAAGGUGUUCGAAGCACAGAUUGGGCGAAAUUUGGAAGUCUACGUAGACGACCUUGUAAUUAAAAGAAGCGAAGAAAAGCAGAUGCUAGCGGAUAUCGAAGAAACUUUUCAGCGACUUAGGGAAUACAACAUAAAAUUAAACCCAAAGAAAUGCUCUUUCGGGGUGGAAGAAGGAAAGUUCCUGGGUGUAGUGGUCACCCGAGAUGGUUUUAAAGCUAACCCGGAAAAAGUAGCCGCCAUAGCGCGAAUGCCUUCCCCAAGAACGCUGAAGGAAGCUCAAGCCCUAAACGGACGAUUGGUAGCAAUCAACAGAUUCUUAGCAAGACACGCCGAAAAAUCAUUACCCUUCAUAAAAAUAUUAAAAGAUUGCCUCAACAAGAAAAAUUUCAAAUGGACCAGCGAAGCAGAACAGGCUUUGCAGGACAUGAAACAUUUCAUAGAAGGGUUACCCAUGCUGACAGCACCGAGGCCCAGUGAAAUUUUAAAGACGUAUCUAGCAGCAGCUCAUACGGCGGUAAGUGCUAUACUCAUGGUCGAGCGAGAUGGAAAGCAGACACCGAUAUAUUACAUAAGCCGGGUGUUAGCGGGGCCUGAAACGCGAUAUCCCACGCUGGAAAAGCUAGUUUUAGCACUAGUACACGCCACAAGGCGACUGAGAAGAUAUUUCCAGGCACAUCGCGUGCAAGUCCUAACCAAUUACCCGCUGCAACAAAUCUUACACAAGCCAGAGAUCUCUGGCAGGCUGGCCAAGUGGGCUAUUGAGUUAGGAGCCUUGGAUAUUGAAUAUCAUAAACGAACAGCAGUUAAGGGGCAAGUAAUUGCUGAUUUCUUCGCCGAAAUACCGGAAGGAGAAGCCAUUACGGACCCGGUCGUCCAGGACCUCCCAGAAUCCAGCACUGCCAGACAGACUUGGAAGCUAUACACCGACGGAUCAUCUAGCGGAAAGGGAUCUGGCGCAGGCUUAAUGUUAAUAAGUCCAGAUGAAAUCAGGCUGAUGUACGCCCUACGUUUCGAUUUCGCAUGUUCUAAUAAUGAAGCGGAGUACGAGGCACUAUUAGCAGGGUUGAGAAUGGCAAAAUCCAUGGGGGCGGCAAGGGUAGACGCAUACGUCGACUCGCUGCUGGUCAACAAUCAGGUGAACGAGACGUAUGAAGCCAAAGAUGAAUCAAUGGCAAAAUACUUGGCGAAAACAAAAGAACUCAUGAAUUCUUUCGACAAUGUCACGCUCAAUCAUGUACAUAGAGGAAAAAAUCAAAUAGCAGACGCUCUUAGCAAACUCGCCACCUCGGGUAUGGAAAAGGAAGUCAAAGUCGAAACGCUACAGAUGCCCUCAAUCGAAACACGGAAUGUUUCCGCCGUCACAAUGGAAGACCCUUGCUGGUAUACCCCGAUUCUACGUUACCUCGAAACGGGAGAAUUACCUCCCGCUAAGGGCGAAGCACAAAAGAUACAAACGAAAGCGUUACAAUAUGAAAUCAACGAUGGUGUCCUAUACCGAAAAUCUUACCUGGGCCCCUUGUUGCGAUGUGUUUCACCGACAGAGGCAAAGUACCUCAUUAGCGAGAUCCAUGCGGGUCUAUGCGGAAUACAUGCCGGACCUCGAGCAGUGGUAGCAAAAAUCCAUAGCGCGGGAUAUUACUGGCCUGGGAUGCACGAAGACGCUGUAAUGGAACUACGGAAAUGUCGCAGUUGCCCGAAAUUUGCUCCACAAACAAUAAGGCCCAAGAACAGCUUGGUGCCGGUGACAGCGGCAUGGCCUUUCCAGAAAUGGGCCGUGGAUAUCGUAGGUCCCUUCCCGCCGGCUCCCAGAAAGUUAAAAUACCUGAUUGUGGCGGUUGACUACUUCACCAAAUGGGUGGAAGCCAAACCUUUGGCCAAGAUAACGGCGGACAACGCCAAGAAAUUUCUCUGGGAACACGUAGUGUGUAGGUUCGGGUUACCACUCUACCUGGUGAGUGAUAAUAGAACACAGUUCACAGACAGAAUUUUCCAGGAGUGGUGCACUAAUCUCCAUAUCCAGCAGAUUUUCACAUCGGUAGCACACCCCCAAGGCAAUGGCCAGGUGGAGCGGACUAACAGAAGUUUGCUGGAUGGCAUCAAAAAACGACUGGGGCACGAGGGAAGCUCCUGGGUGGAAGAAUUGCCAAAUGUCCUCUGGGCACAUAGAACAAUGCCCAAAACCAGCAACAACGAAACCCCAUUCAGCCUAACCUAUGGAAUGGAAGCAAUGAUACCCGCUGAAGCGGGGUUACCGUCCUUACUGUAA